Loa loa (African eye worm) is the source of this 328-nucleotide messenger RNA. RefSeq lists its product as hypothetical. The record is from RefSeq and is a predicted model, not a curated record. The transcript has a single exon. The annotation marks the transcript as partial. NCBI's taxonomy places the organism in Eukaryota, Metazoa, Nematoda, Chromadorea, Rhabditida, Onchocercidae.
CGAGCGGCGGAAUUUUUGUGUUCCAUUCCUGUCAUCUGUAAACGGACGCCCUUUUCGUAGUGUCAUUUAUUUAAGCAAACGAAAAGACAACAAAAUGAUGUCACACACGUACAGACACAUGCAUAGACACAUGCACACACAUACACACACACACACACACACACACAUGUACACACACAUCUUUGUUGGUUUUAAAAAUUUUACAGAAAAGAAAAAAAAAGAAAAAAAGAAAUCGGAAAACAAAAAAAAAUUGAACGAAAAAGAUAAAAGGCGACAAGUGAUAUUGGGAUUUUUUCAAUGAUAUAUACAUACAUAAAUGUUGUCUUUC